CCAGCGACCUUUUCCAAAUAUGACGAAGGCCUUUCGUUUGAAUUGACGGUGCGGGUGCGGGAAUCCUCGACAUGUUAAACACUAUCGGUGCGGUGGUGGUGGUGGCCGUUGUGUUCCUUGGGGGUGCGAGGACGUUGCCCAACGAGAAACAGGCGCAGGAACUGAUUUUGUUGGAUAGUCUGGGGAAGAGAGGCGGAGUCGUCGCUAGCGAUCAGGACACUUUGGUCGAUAUGCUCGGCAGAAUGAUUCCCCAAUCUUGCCGCUACAGGGGCGUCAAAUACGAAUGCGGACUGAGCAUCAGCUGCGUUCUCGGGGGCGGCAAGCCGCUCGAUUUAUGCUCGGGGGGCAUGAUAUGGGCGUGCUGCGUUGACAGGGACGUCUCCUCGUCCUCAUCGAACUCGCUUGGGCAUCAGUCGGACGUUGGCAUACUUAGCAACGCCAGCUGCGGAGAACUGCACACCCGCAGCAACAGGAUCGUGGGAGGACACUCGACAGGAUUCGGGUCGCAUCCUUGGCAGGUGGCCCUGAUCAAGACGGGUUUCCUAACAAAAAAACUCGCUUGCGGCGGAGCCCUGCUCGACGAUAGGUGGAUUGUUACCGCCGCACAUUGCGUCGCGACGACAGCAAACGGGAACAUCAGGAUCCGGUUGGGCGAGUGGGACGUCCGCGACCAAAACGAAAAAUUAUCCUACGAGGAAUACACGAUCGAACGGAAAGAAGUCCACCCGGCAUAUUCGCCAACUGAUUUUAAGAACGACGUCGCUCUUGUCAAACUUGAUAGGAAGGUCAGAUUCAAACAGCACAUCUUACCGGUUUGCCUGCCCCCCACUGCUAUUAAAUUGCCUGGCAAAAUGGCAACAGUGGCAGGCUGGGGUAGGACCAGACACGGGCAAGCGACCGUGCCGUCGGUUCUCCAGGAGGUUGACGUGGAGGUCAUCUCCAACGAUCGGUGCCAGAAAUGGUUCCGAGCGGCUGGUAGACGCGAGAUCAUCCAUGACGUCUUCCUCUGCGCAGGAUACAAAGAAGGAGGGAGAGAUUCCUGCCAAGGAGAUUCCGGUGGUCCGUUGACGAUGACGGUCGAUGGCAGGAAAACGCUUAUCGGUUUGGUGUCGUGGGGCAUCGGGUGCGGUAGGGAACACCUACCGGGCGUCUAUACGAACAUUCAGAAAUUCGUGCCUUGGAUAGGAAAGGUCAUGCAGCCUUAGUGUCGCUAAACACUAAUAAUUUAUUUAAUUUAAAAGAUUGAUACCAAAAACUAUCACUCCGUGUAUUGUUACUUAAGAAGUUGUUGUUAAAAAGCGUGCCAAGGGAAAACGAAAGCAAUAAUUGGCUGAGGUGGUACAAUGAGUCUUCUUAUUUCUUCUUUUCAUUUCUAUGGUCUGGUACGUCCCAGACAACGUUGACGACUGCACCAUCUAGUACUAAAGCUACUAUAACACUAGGCACAGAAAUAAUGACACGCACGACAUCAUCGUGGUCCCCUUUUUAGUUUCUCUGUAAUUUAUGCCAUGGAUGACCAAUUGCAUCAGCGUGGUCAUCAGUUGAAAAAAAAACGCGCUGUAGGAGCACGUCCUAACCUCAUUUUUUUUAACCAAGAAUAUGUUUUUGUUGGUUGACUUUUGCUGCUUAUGUUAUUCUCCAAAUCAAUGAGUUUGUAGUUAAAUAAAUAUGUGGAUCGAAAGCAAUCGCGGUGGAGAGAGAAUACAAUGCAGCGCGCGUAGCGCGUUUUCAGCAAUAUCGAAAAAUAAGUUUGGUGAUGCGGUUACCAUUCAACACGGUCUCACGUGGUUGUCGUAUUUACACAACCAUGGGGUUGCGGCAUUUUGGGUAGAGAAAUUCCGUAAAUGUUUGAAUUUUGACACGUUUCGUUGUUUAAAUUAAGUGCUUCAUAAAUUAAUGACACUCACUUGUAUAUGCGUAACACAAAUUUUACUGAUCGCUAGCUGAAUUUAAUUAUAUUUAACGUUAAUUUUUAAAUUUUAAAAUUCUUAAAUUUGUAAAUCUGUAUCAGAUA
Messenger RNA from Cylas formicarius (sweet potato weevil), 2014 nucleotides. Its product is annotated as serine proteinase stubble. The coding region runs from base 72 to 1205 and encodes 377 amino acids. Gene Ontology annotation, molecular function: serine-type endopeptidase activity. Gene Ontology annotation, biological process: proteolysis. The record is from RefSeq and is a predicted model, not a curated record. The transcript is spliced from 6 exons. Lineage: Eukaryota; Metazoa; Arthropoda; Insecta; Coleoptera; Brentidae.